Ochlerotatus camptorhynchus is the source of this 1227-nucleotide messenger RNA. RefSeq lists its product as uncharacterized. The record is from RefSeq and is a predicted model, not a curated record. The transcript has 3 exons. Gene Ontology annotation, cellular component: SCF ubiquitin ligase complex. NCBI's taxonomy places the organism in Eukaryota, Metazoa, Arthropoda, Insecta, Diptera, Culicidae. Gene Ontology annotation, molecular function: protein binding. Gene Ontology annotation, biological process: SCF-dependent proteasomal ubiquitin-dependent protein catabolic process. Bases 1 to 1227 code for a protein of 408 amino acids.
AUGGCUACUUUGGAUACAGAAAUCCACAUAACCGAGCUCCCGAUCGAAGUGUUGGAGCACAUUUUCUCUUACCUCCGGCUGGCAGACCGCAAGUCAGUCUCCCUAGUGUGCCAACUCUGGAACGAACUGAUCUUCUCGCGUCGAUUCAUGCGCAACGUAGCCCUGAACAUCGUCAUGGAUUGGGAACACUCGCAGAUCUCCGUUCUGAAGAGAAGCACUCGCCUCUACCGAAAUGUUUUUGCAUUCUUCGGGCCAGAAACGUGCUGCGAGUUUGAUUUCACUGUAAUCAUCGAAGUGCUGGAUUUAUUUGGUGCAACCUUGGAAAGCUUCCAUUGCAUGACCAACUUUACCAUCGAUCAACUCUGGAACGUUGUCACUCGAGCCCCAAAUCUUCGGCAGCUGAUAGUGGGAGUGGACGCCGCGAGCCUGAAUCUGGAUCUACCUGAUUUCCCAGUGCUGCAGCAUCUGAGUGACAUGGGCUCGCUGAUCAACGUGCUACGGAUCGUAAAGCUGGCCGUUCCAAACUUGAAGCAACUUAGUGCAAAUUUCAUCAAACCGGAUGAUGCACAUGAAUCACUCCCGUUUCUACGUCAAGUCGCUCCACGGUUGAAGAACUUGGAACUAUUUUCAACGGAAUAUUUCAUCCCGAUCAACGAGCUCCGAUUUCCCGAGGUGGAAGUACUGAAAUUAUGCGGACGAAUCUGCAAUGCGAGCGAUGGUGUGCUGAAGCAAUUUUUCCUCGGGUUCAAGUGUUUGACAGAAGUCUAUCUGGACUUCAGCGUCAAGGGACCAGUGCUUGAUGUUAUCACCAAGGAUUGUCCGGAAAUUGUAAAAUUACACUUCAAGACGUAUUUGUUGGAUUCAGAGUCGUUCCGUUUAUUGGAGCGUCUGAAGCGCUUGAAGACCUUAAGCCUUGCCGGUAGCAUUGACUUCCGAACCACAUCGGAAUGCAAGCCCUUGGCCUUGAGACACCUGGACCAGCUGGAGGAACUAACUCUCAAGUGCAUUCACACGCCGGUGGCGUUUAUGUUGUCCAACAAAAGCCUGAGGCGGUUGAAGAUCAAGUACUUCCACAACCUAACGGAUGCAGAUUUGUACAAGCUGUCGCAGAUGUAUCCAAAUUUGAAAUAUCUGGAGGUGGUAUGGUGUCGGAAGAUAACGCAGUCGGGAAUAGCAAAGUUCCAAUCGCAACUGACGGACUGUGUGGUGCAUCACUCGAAAUUGUAG